Molecule: messenger RNA, 867 nt
Organism: Didymodactylos carnosus
Lineage: Eukaryota; Metazoa; Rotifera; Eurotatoria; Philodinida; Philodinidae
Source: the annotation of a GenBank genome assembly
AUGAUGAACCUGACGUUUUGGCAACUCUAUGGAUUAGCCAUGUUUGCUUUUACCUUAGCUGUACUUAGAAAAAAUCCCUUCCUUUGUAUACAAUCGCUUAAAGAUUUGGAUGAUUGCAUUAAUAUGAGCGAUUCGAAGGCAACUGUUUUUGAUGAGAGACUUCAUCAAAUGGCAAUAUUUCGUGAUUGGAUUGUCCAGAUGAAAAUUUCGGAUCUUUUAUCAGCCUACAAAGAUUGGAUUCAAGUGAUACAGAAAUUUGAACCAAUCAACCAAGUACCUGAUCCAUUUCGUUGUGUGACUCUGUUAUUUGCAUUUGCCAUUAUGGACGGUCUGGACGGCAACAACAAUGUGUCAGAAUGGAAACGCUUGUUUAUUGAUCGCAAUAAUUCAGAAAAAGACGAUGAUUUCGUUCGAAAUUGGUGCGAGCAACACGAGGAAAUGUCGACGGAAACCGCUCUUAUUGAUAGUUUAAUGAUCUGCGGGGUGGGCCUUAAAACCGUGAAUGACUAUCUGAAUCGGUUGUGUUCGUCAGCGAUAGAUGAAUCUUUAGCAAUAACGCAAAAUAAUAAUUUCGGUUUGUUAAUCAGAAUUUGGGAUGUCCUAAUCACAUGUAGAUUGUUCUCAUUAAGAAGAGGCGAACUCAUGGGUGCAGUUGGUAACACAAUGAAAGAGCUGUUAGAAAAGCCACAUAUAACGGCUCUUAUGUCAUCUGUUGCUGCAACACGAACCAAAGAAAAAGAAAAGGAAGAAGCAAUAGACAAAGCAAUAAGAGAUGGUUAUCAAGAAGAAGAACGACAAUAUCUAGAUGGUUCAAUACUUGUAGCAGCCAUUCAGGAAUCUUUAGAACAAGGACAUGAAGAACAUUAG